Messenger RNA from Arctia plantaginis, 444 nucleotides. The record is from the annotation of a GenBank genome assembly. Lineage: Eukaryota; Metazoa; Arthropoda; Insecta; Lepidoptera; Erebidae.
AUGGCUGGAUAUUUUGAAGAAAUGGGAUGGAGAGAAUUAGAGGACGGGGAACAACCAGAUCAUUUACUGCACAUGGCUAGAUUCAUCUUUGAAUUUGGUUUUAAUGAAGACUUUAAUGCAAGAGAGUGGCCAAAACUACCACCACCAGCUUCCAAAGAGACUGUAAAGAACUUGCCCGAAACCACUAUAGAAAGUGAUGGUAAAAGCUGUCCUAUCUGCUUGAAGAAAUUUAACAUUGGUGAAAAGGUAACGGAAAUGCCUUGUAACCACCAAUACCACACUACAUGCAUAUCAAUUUGGCUUAACACGACAAAUUCUUGUCCAUUCUGUAGAUAUGAAUUACCAACAGAUGAUGAAGUAUAUGAACAGUUUAAAAGAAACAAGAAGAGGUCUGAACAAAAGCAAGAAGACUUGGCUGUGCUCCAUAAUUCAAUGUUCAGUUAA